GCAAGGGGAUAUGCAUAUAUUUUGAACCGGUACCAUGUCUUUUGCCAGUUGAGUACCAAGCUAUUCGCGUUUUGGUUUACAUCGCUCUUUUAAACAUCUUCUAAUCAUGUUGAAAUACAUUUUCGGUGCUACUAUCGUAUUUUGCGCACUUUCAGGAAUCUUCACUGACGAUCUACCAGUCACCCAACAAUGCCUAGGUUGCAUCUGCGAAGCCAUCUCCGCCUGUAACACAUCCAGUGCUUGUAGUGGUGACGUUUGUGGUCCCUUCAGAAUCACCUGGGCCUACUGGGCAGACUCUGGAAAACCUACUGUUGGUGGGGAGUCCCCCGAAGCAGCCCAGGCAUAUGCCCACUGUGCUGGGGAUACCUACUGUGCCGCUUUGUCUGUGCAGGGAUACAUGAACAAAUUCCAACAGGACUGCAAUGGCGAUGGUAAAAUCGACUGUGACGAUUUUGCUGCUAUCCACAAGAUUGGAGGAUAUGGUUGCAAAGGUGUGGCCCUUCCAGAACCCUACGGAGAACGCUACAGGCAAUGCAAAGCUAUCGUUGGAUCUGGGCGUUGAUAGAAAUGAAUUUUCUUAAACAAAUCCGAAAUUUUUCUUUCUUCUAAUACUAUUUAUAUGAUUUUCUUUUCUUUCUUGAGCUUUUCUAUUAAGUUGCUGUGCAUUGUUUGUGUCUGAUGUAGAUAGAAAACAUCAAAGAUGUUUUCUAAAUGUGUGUGUUUAAUAUUUUAGUUAAAAAUGUGCCAAUAUGUUUGUUCAGUUAUUAUACUAUAACUUAAGUCAGUGUUAUUAUGGUAUUACAUUCCCUAAUGGUAAUAUAUGUAAAGUUUUUACUUUGUGAGACUGUGAAAAAAUAAAUAUUUUUAAAUAAAAA
This is a messenger RNA of Sitophilus oryzae (rice weevil), 875 nucleotides long. RefSeq names its product lysozyme-like. The transcript is spliced from 3 exons. Gene Ontology annotation, molecular function: lysozyme activity. The coding region runs from base 107 to 562 and encodes 151 amino acids. NCBI's taxonomy places the organism in Eukaryota, Metazoa, Arthropoda, Insecta, Coleoptera, Curculionidae. The record is from RefSeq and is a predicted model, not a curated record.